AUGCGUGAACCUCUGAAAAUCCUGAUGACCUCCACCCCCAUGUAUAGGAUCCUUGGGAAACCUGUGCAUCGCCUUAUGUCCAAAAUUGGGAGCUUGGAGAAUUAUUACCACUUUCACCACAGCAAGACGUUCAAGCGGUCGACGGUCAGCAGCAGAGGCCCACACACCUUCCUCCAGAUGGAUCCCAAGGUGCAAUGGAUACAACAGCAGGAAGUGAAGAGACGAGUUAAGAGGCACGUGCAAAGUGACCCACACCUCCCAGACUUCAGUGACCCCAUGUGGCCGAGUAUGUGGUACUUGCACUGCGGGGACACGAGCAGUCGCUGCAGGUCAGACAUGAACAUCCUAGGAGCCUGGCACAGAGGCUACACCGGUAAGAAUGUCGUCGUGACCAUCCUUGACGAUGGCAUCGAGAAAAAUCACCCGGAUCUCGUACAAAACUAUGAUCCUCUGGCGAGUUAUGAUGUCAAUGGGAAUGACAACGACCCGAGCCCACGCUACGAAGCCAGCAACGAGAACAAGCAUGGCACCCGCUGUGCUGGAGAAGUCGCAGCUUCCGCAAACAACUCCCAUUGCAUCGUGGGCAUAGCGUACAACGCAAAGAUCGGAGGCAUUCGUAUGUUAGAUGGAGAUGUAACAGAUGUUGUCGAAGCGAAGUCGCUUGGCAUCAGACCCGAUCACAUUGACAUUUACAGCGCGAGCUGGGGGCCAGAUGAUGAUGGGAAGACAGUUGAUGGACCCGGUCCGUUGGCCAGACAGGCUUUUGAGCAUGGCAUUAAAAAGGGCCGUAAAGGACUGGGCUCCAUUUUCAUCUGGGCAUCAGGAAACGGUGGCAGAGAAGGAGAUUACUGCUCUUGCGAUGGUUACACUAAUAGCAUCUACACCAUCUCCAUCAGCAGCACGACUGAGAACGGUCAAAGGCCCUGGUACCUGGAGGAAUGCGCUUCAACCCUCGCUACCACCUACAGCAGCGGAGCUUUCUACGAUCGGAAAAUUGUUACCACGGAUUUAAGGCACCGCUGCACAGAUGGCCACACGGGAACCUCCGUCUCUGCACCCAUGGUCGCUGGCAUCAUCGCCUUGGCCUUAGAAGCAAACCCUUUACUGACGUGGAGAGAUGUUCAGCAUCUGAUUGUUCGAACGUCCCGGCCGGUACAUCUGAAAGCACCUGACUGGAAAACAAAUGGAGCAGGACACAAAGUUAGCCAUCUAUAUGGAUUCGGCCUGGUUAAUGCAGAAGCGAUUGUAUUAGAAGCAAAGAAAUGGAAAGCGGUACCUCCCCAGCAUCUCUGCAUCGGCAGCUCAGAUAGAAAAAACAAGUACAUCCGCCCCAACCAGCCAGUGCGCGCCACCACGCUGACCAGUGCCUGCGCCGACCACCCUGACCAGCGCGUGGUGUACCUGGAGCACGUUGUUGUGAGAAUCAGCAUCUCCCACCCACGCCGUGGGGACCUGCAGAUCAAUCUCAUUUCUCCCUCAGGGACUAAGUCUCAGCUCCUGGCACCGAGAGCGUUUGAUAAUUCAAACGAAGGAUUUAGACACUGGGAGUUCAUGACUGUCCACUGCUGGGGGGAGAGAGCCGAGGGGGAAUGGACUCUGGAGGUCCGCGACAUGCCGUCCCAAGUGCGCCACCCUGCUCAUCAAGGGAAGUUAAAGGAAUGGACCCUCUUUUUGUAUGGCACGGCUGAGCACCCGUACAACACCUUUGGCUCCCAUCACUCCCAGUCAAGGACGAUGAAAAUUUCCAACUCGGAAAUGGAGUCCUCCAAAGUGUCGUUCUUCCAGAGUCAGGUGGAGGUGGUGGAGGAAGAAGAAGAAUACGCAGGUCCAUGUCAUCCUGAAUGCGGCGACCAAGGAUGCGAUGGUCCUAAGGCAGAUCAGUGCUUGAACUGCAUCCAUUACAGCCUGGGAAGUGCUAAAACUGGCAGGAUGUGUGUGAACUCUUGCCCUUCAGGGUUUUUUGGGGACGACACAGUGAGAAGGUGCCGGAGGUGCUUCAAAGGGUGUGAAAACUGCACGGGCAGGGGCCAGACGCAGUGCACGGCUUGCAGGCGUGGCUAUUACCACCAUCAGGAAACGAACACGUGUGCGAUGCUAUGUCCAGCUGGGUUUUACUCAGAGGAACGUCAGAAGCGCUGUCUCAAAUGUCAUCAAAGCUGCAGAAAAUGCAUUGGCCAUCCCGAUAAAUGUACCGCGUGCAAGGAUGGAUUCAGCCUGUCAGGAGACAGCUGCGUCCCUGAAUGCCAGCCCGGCAUGUACCUCAGCAGAGAGGCCAGGAAGUGCGAGGGGUGCCAGGCCAGCUGCCAGACAUGUGCAGAGCCAGGCAAAGAGGAAUGCGUGCCAUGUGCCAAAGACUUACACUUGCAUGAGUGGCAAUGUGUCCCUGCCUGCCGGGAGGGUUUUUACCCUGAAGAGAUGAACGGCAUCCCUCAGAAACUCUGCAAAAGGUGUGACAGCAGCUGCUCAGUCUGUGAAGGUUCGGUGGGGAACUGUGUCAAGUGUAAGGAAGGUUUCAGCCUGCUCCGGGGUUCAUGCGUGACCAAUGAAACCUGCAUCAAUGCUGACAAGAAUUUCUGCGAGGUGGGGAAAUCCAGCAAGCUCUGCGAGAAGAAGCUGUUUGUACUGUUUUGCUGUCAGACGUGUCUCAUGGCUGGAUAGAGCUCAGCGUCUGCCUCCAGGAGCUCCUCCGUCCUGCAAGUCCAGUUUUGCCAAACCUUGAGGACUAAAGUUUAUUUUUACAGCUUGGGCAGAGUUUACAGGGUACCAUCCAGCAUCCGCUCCUGAGUUUGACAGCUUUAAUAUCACUGUCCAUUGGUUUCUAUAGCAAUAUGUGUAGUAGCUUCUGGUCUGGGUAAGAUCAUGUUCUUAAUCAUUAAGUCUUAAAGGAUACUAAACAAAUGGUGAUAUUAAUACUCUCAAACACUUCUUAUGAAUGGGGACUGAUGUGGGAUCCGGAUGCGGAGGCCUGCUUCUUAGCAAAAGUGCGUCUGAUUCAGCCUUUCCGAGUGUAUGGCAGGAGCUCACAGCUCGAAGGACACAGGUUUCUGUAGCUCAGAGAAGGAGAAGCCAUUUUUGGUUCAAUACUCUUAUGCUAGCUCACACCUGAUAUAAGUCCUCAUUGCAAUAUUUUUAUGCUCUGUACAGAUGUAAAGUGAUGAAUUGGGUAAUCUGCUAGAUCAAAGCUCUAAAGCAAACUUAUUUGAGCUACUCUUUGGUUCCAGUUGCUGUUUGUUUUUGUCCAGCCAUAGAUUUAGCUGUAAGUAGAGAGUGGAGCACCAAACUCAGAGCUGGAAUGAGUGGAUGAGUGCAUCUGACCUGCUCACCCCUGGUCUGAAGUUAGCCCAGAGUGUCCUCGGCCAUGCAGUAUUCCCUGCAGCAAACCCAGGCACCUGCUCAGAGGGACUGUAAGCAGGCACCCACCUGAACUAGCGUGGGGUCACUGGAUACAUGUUUUCUUCCAAAAUCGCAGGCAAGUCAUUGCCAGAGUCAGUUUUAAUCGGUGAAACAAGCUAGAUCUUUCCCAUCUUGCUAAAUGAGAUGUUUCUUCCUAUUUGUAUCCACCUGCAUUUCAUAUCACAGCCUCUUCCAUAUGCCAACACUUUGCUGGGCUCACACAUCUCUCCGGUCAAGUCCUCCCUGGAUUGACAGCAGGAUGACUUUCUUAGGCAUCCAUUUCCCAGAAAGACAUUGCAAUGGUCCAGCCAAGAAAUGCUCUGAUUAUACAGAAUGGGUCCGUAAACUUGAUCAGAAUCUGUUUGCUCCAUCUCUGACUAGUACGUCACACCAUGUUUAUAUAAUUAUGUUUAAAAUAUAUUGGGAUACUUUGUUUUAAAGAGGGUUUUUUUUAAAUAAUUUAUACAGUCAUUGGUUUCUCCAUACACUAUUUUUUAUGGGGAGCAGGGAAUCUUUUACAUGUCUCUCAUCCUUCCUCUCUUUUGUGACUGCUAUGUCAGACCUUCCAGAUAAGUGCUUUUCACCAGGUAUACGUAAACGGUACAUCUUAUGUUGCAUGUUCUUUCAUUGUUAAUAGUCCAAACAAGUUAAAUCUUUUGCCAGCAAAAUUCACAGUAAAGACAUAGUCUGUUCUUUAUGAAGUGAGAAUAAUCCUUUUUUUUUAUAAUUCCAAUUAUUUGCAUUCUGCCUUGGCUUGUCCACUAAACCUUACCUCAAGCCAGUGAACCGGUGAGAACUAAACUAUCCGUGUCCCUAAAACAGAAUGGAUCCAUCACCAGAUAAAGGCAAAGCUUCUAAGAACUGGCCGUUCCAUUAAUAAAAUAUUUACAGC
Messenger RNA from Alligator sinensis (Chinese alligator), 4285 nucleotides. It is a transcript of the gene PCSK6, whose product is annotated as proprotein convertase subtilisin/kexin type 6. NCBI's taxonomy places the organism in Eukaryota, Metazoa, Chordata, Crocodylia, Alligatoridae. Gene Ontology annotation, biological process: peptide hormone processing. The record is from RefSeq and is a predicted model, not a curated record. The coding region runs from base 1 to 2658 and encodes 885 amino acids. Gene Ontology annotation, cellular component: membrane; cell surface. Gene Ontology annotation, molecular function: serine-type endopeptidase activity. The transcript is spliced from 21 exons.